AUGAAUCCUAUCGCUGCCAUCGUAUACACCCUACGCAGAUUGUGGAGACGUUUCCCUGCGUCUAACCUCAACGCUUCCAGCCCACCCUCCCCCACGUUCAGAAUUCCGGCGGCGUUUGGGUCUCUGACACCCACAGCCUUUUGGAGGCACCAGUGGUCUGUGGUGUGCGCCGGGCUGCUCGCCGCCGCUUUCGCUCGCUCGCUCCGCGUCUCGGCCGGAGGAGGAGGCAGUGGCGCCGGCGACAGCUACGGCAACGGCAGCCACGGCGGCGGCGGCCGCGGCGGCGGCGACAUCUCCGCCUCCACCCCCGCCCGGGACGGUAGCGCCGAUUCGGGCAACCGGAGCCUGGGCGCGAAGCGAAGAAGCCGGAACAAAUUGCUUGAGGACACCUCCUCUGAGGGGCGCCGCUCGCCCCUCUUCGGACCCCCCGGGGCCCCGGCUGGCCAGAGGAUGGACGAGGAGGAGGAUGGAGCGGGCGCCGAGGAGUCGGGACAGCCCGGGAGCUUCACGCAGCUCAACGACCUGUCCGGGGCCGGGGGCCGGCCGGGGCCGGGGUCGGCGGAAAAGGACCCGGGCAGCGCGGACUCCGAGGCGGAGGGGCUGCCGUACCCGGCGUUGGCCCCGGUGGUUUUCUUCUACUUGAGCCAGGACAGCCGCCCGCGGAGCUGGUGUCUCCGCACGGUCUGUAACCCCUGGUUCGAGCGCAUCAGUAUGUUGGUCAUUCUUCUCAACUGUGUGACUCUUGGUAUGUUCAGGCCAUGCGAGGACAUUGCCUGUGACUCCCAGCGCUGCCGGAUCUUGCAGGCCUUCGACGACUUCAUCUUUGCCUUCUUUGCCGUGGAAAUGGUGGUGAAGAUGGUGGCCUUGGGCAUCUUUGGGAAGAAAUGUUACCUGGGAGACACUUGGAACCGCCUUGACUUCUUCAUCGUCAUUGCGGGGAUGCUGGAGUAUUCGCUGGACCUGCAGAACGUCAGCUUCUCAGCAGUCCGAACAGUCCGUGUGCUGCGACCGCUCAGGGCCAUUAACCGGGUGCCCAGCAUGCGCAUCCUCGUCACAUUACUUCUGGACACCUUGCCUAUGCUGGGCAAUGUCCUGCUGCUCUGUUUCUUCGUCUUUUUCAUCUUUGGCAUCGUCGGUGUCCAGCUGUGGGCAGGGCUGCUGCGGAACCGAUGCUUCCUCCCUGAGAAUUUCAGCCUCCCCCUGAGCGUGGACCUGGAGCCUUACUACCAGACAGAGAAUGAGGAUGAGAGUCCCUUCAUCUGCUCCCAGCCAAGGGAGAGUGGCAUGCGGUCCUGCAGGAGCGUGCCCACCCUUCGUGGGGAAGGUGGUGGUGGCCCGCCCUGUGGUCUGGACUACGAGGCCUAUAACAGUUCCAGCAACACCACCUGCGUCAACUGGAACCAGUACUACACCAACUGCUCUGCAGGCGAGCACAACCCCUUCAAAGGCGCCAUCAACUUCGACAACAUCGGCUACGCCUGGAUUGCCAUCUUCCAGGUCAUCACCCUGGAGGGCUGGGUCGACAUCAUGUACUUUGUGAUGGAUGCUCAUUCCUUCUACAACUUCAUCUACUUCAUCCUCCUCAUCAUCGUGGGCUCCUUCUUCAUGAUCAACCUGUGCCUGGUGGUGAUUGCCACACAGUUCUCAGAGACCAAGCAGCGGGAGAGCCAGCUGAUGCGGGAGCAGCGUGUGCGAUUCCUGUCCAAUGCCAGCACCCUGGCAAGCUUCUCCGAGCCAGGCAGCUGCUAUGAGGAGCUGCUCAAGUACCUGGUGUACAUCCUCCGCAAAGCAGCCCGCAGGCUGGCCCAGGUCUCUAGGGCUGCAGGUGUGCGGGCUGGGUUGCUUAGCAGCCCAGUGGCCCAUGGUGGGCAGGAGCCCCAGCCCAGUGGCAGCUGCUCUCGUUCACACCGUCGUCUAUCUGUCCACCACCUGGUGCACCACCAUCACCACCAUCACCACCACUACCACCUGGGUAAUGGGACGCUCAGAGUUCCCCGGGCCAGCCCAGAGAUCCAGGACAGGGAUGCCAAUGGGUCUCGCCGGCUCAUGCUGCCACCACCCUCUACACCCACUCCCUCUGGGGGCCCUCCGAGGGGUGCGGAGUCUGUGCACAGCUUCUACCAUGCCGACUGCCAUUUGGAGCCAGUCCGUUGCCAGGCACCCCCUCCCAGGUCCCCAUCGGAGGCAUCUGGCAGGACUGUGGGUAGUGGGAAGGUGUACCCCACUGUGCACACCAGCCCUCCACCAGAGAUGCUGAAGGAUAAGGCACUAGUGGAGGUGGCCCCCAGUCCUGGGCCCCCCACCCUCACCAGCCUCAACAUCCCACCUGGGCCCUUCAGCUCCAUGCACAAGCUACUGGAGACACAGAGUACGGGAACCUGUCAUAGCUCCUGCAAGAUCUCCAGCCCUUGCUCCAAGGCAGACAGCGGAGCCUGUGGGCCAGACAGUUGCCCCUACUGUGCCCGGACGGGGGCAGGGGAGCCAGAAUCUGCUGAUCAUGAAAUGCCCGACUCAGACAGUGAGGCUGUGUAUGAGUUCACACAGGAUGCUCAACACAGUGACCUCCGGGACCCCCACAGCCGACGGCAGCGGAGCCUGGGCCCAGAUGCAAAUCCUAGUUCUGUGCUGGCUUUCUGGAGACUCAUCUGUGACACAUUCCGGAAGAUUGUAGAUAGCAAAUACUUUGGCCGGGGAAUUAUGAUCGCUAUCCUGGUCAAUACACUCAGCAUGGGCAUCGAGUACCACGAGCAGCCCGAGGAGCUCACCAACGCCCUGGAAAUCAGCAACAUCGUCUUCACCAGCCUCUUCGCCUUGGAGAUGCUGCUGAAGCUGCUCGUAUAUGGUCCCUUCGGCUACAUUAAGAAUCCCUACAACAUCUUUGAUGGUGUCAUCGUUGUCAUCAGUGUGUGGGAGAUUGUAGGCCAGCAGGGAGGUGGCCUGUCGGUGCUGCGGACCUUCCGCCUGAUGCGGGUGCUGAAGCUCGUACGCUUCCUGCCGGCGCUGCAGCGGCAGCUCGUGGUGCUCAUGAAGACCAUGGACAACGUGGCCACCUUCUGCAUGCUGCUCAUGCUCUUCAUCUUCAUCUUCAGCAUCCUGGGCAUGCAUCUCUUCGGUUGCAAGUUUGCAUCUGAACGGGAUGGGGACACGUUGCCAGACCGGAAGAAUUUUGACUCCCUGCUCUGGGCCAUCGUCACUGUCUUUCAGAUUCUGACUCAGGAGGACUGGAAUAAAGUCCUCUACAACGGCAUGGCCUCCACAUCGUCUUGGGCUGCCCUUUACUUCAUCGCCCUCAUGACGUUUGGCAACUAUGUGCUCUUUAACCUGCUCGUCGCCAUUCUGGUGGAGGGCUUCCAGGCAGAGGGAGAUGCCACCAAGUCUGAGUCAGAGCCGGAUUUCUUCUCACCCAGCGUGGAUGGUGAUGGGGAUAGGAAGAAGCGCCUGGCCUUGGUGGCCUUGGCAGAGCACCCUGAACUACAAAAGAGCCUUCUGCCACCCCUCAUCAUCCACACAGCUGCUACGCCAAUGUCACUGCCCAAGAGCUCCAGCACAGGUGUGGGGGAAGCCUUGGGCCCUGGCUCCCGCCGCACCAGUAGCAGUGGGUCGGCUGAACCUGGAGCUGCCCAUCAUGAGAUGAAGUCACCGCCGAGUGCCCGCAGCUCCCCACACAGUCCCUGGAGUGCGGCAAGCAGCUGGACCAGCAGGCGCUCCAGCCGGAACAGCUUGGGCCGGGCCCCCAGCCUAAAGCGUAGGAGCCCGAGUGGAGAGCGGAGGUCCCUGCUGUCAGGAGAGGGUCAGGAGAGCCAGGAUGAGGAGGAAAGUUCAGAAGAGGAGCGAGCCAGCCCAGCAGGCAGUGAUCAUCGCCACAGGGGUUCCUUGGACCGUGAGGCCAAGAGUUCCUUUGACCUGCCUGACACCCUGCAGGUGCCAGGGCUGCACCGCACAGCCAGCGGCCGAAGUUCUGCUUCUGAGCACCAAGACUGCAAUGGCAAGUCAGCUUCAGGGCGUUUGGCCCAGACCCUGAGGCCCGAUGACCCCCCACUCGAUGGGGAUGAUGGUGAUGAUGAGGGCAACCUGAGCAAAGGGGAACGGUUACGAGCCUGGGUCCGAGCCCGGCUUCCUGCCUGUUGCCGAGAGCGAGACUCCUGGUCUGCCUACAUCUUCCCUCCUCAGUCAAGGUUCCGCCUCCUGUGUCACCGGAUCAUCACCCACAAGAUGUUUGACCACGUGGUCCUCGUCAUCAUCUUCCUCAACUGUAUCACCAUCGCCAUGGAGCGCCCCAAAAUUGACCCCCACAGCGCUGAACGAAUCUUCCUAACCCUCUCCAAUUACAUCUUCACCGCAGUCUUCCUGGCUGAAAUGACAGUGAAGGUGGUGGCCCUGGGCUGGUGCUUUGGGGAGCAGGCCUACCUGCGCAGCAGCUGGAAUGUGCUGGAUGGCUUGCUGGUGCUCAUCUCCGUCAUCGACAUUCUGGUAUCCAUGGUCUCCGACAGUGGCACCAAGAUCCUUGGCAUGCUGAGGGUGCUGCGGCUCCUGCGGACCCUGCGCCCACUCAGGGUCAUCAGCCGGGCCCAGGGGCUGAAGCUGGUGGUAGAGACGCUGAUGUCCUCUCUCAAGCCCAUUGGCAACAUUGUGGUCAUCUGCUGUGCCUUCUUCAUCAUUUUUGGCAUUCUGGGGGUGCAGCUCUUCAAAGGGAAGUUCUUCGUGUGUCAGGGUGAGGACACUAGGAACAUCACCAACAAAUCAGACUGUGCUGAGGCCAGUUACCGAUGGGUCCGGCACAAGUACAACUUUGACAACCUGGGCCAGGCUCUGAUGUCCCUGUUCGUGCUGGCCUCCAAGGAUGGUUGGGUUGACAUCAUGUAUGAUGGGCUGGAUGCUGUGGGUGUGGACCAGCAGCCCAUCAUGAACCACAACCCCUGGAUGCUGCUGUACUUCAUCUCCUUCCUGCUCAUCGUGGCCUUCUUUGUCCUGAACAUGUUUGUGGGCGUGGUGGUGGAGAACUUCCACAAGUGUCGGCAGCACCAGGAGGAGGAGGAGGCGCGGCGCCGGGAGGAGAAGCGCCUCAGGAGGCUGGAGAAAAAGAGAAGGAAUCUAAUGUUGGACGAUGUAAUUGCUCCCGGCAGCUCAGCCAGCGCUGCGUCAGAAGCCCAGUGCAAGCCCUACUACUCAGACUACUCUCGCUUCCGGCUCCUGGUCCACCACCUGUGUACCAGCCACUACUUGGACCUCUUCAUCACGGGUGUCAUUGGGCUGAAUGUGGUCACUAUGGCCAUGGAACACUACCAGCAGCCCCAGAUCCUGGACGAGGCUCUGAAGAUCUGCAAUUACAUCUUCACGGUCAUCUUCGUCUUGGAGUCAGUUUUCAAACUUGUGGCCUUUGGCUUCCGCCGUUUCUUCCAGGACAGGUGGAAUCAGCUGGACCUGGCCAUCGUGCUUCUGUCCAUCAUGGGCAUCACACUGGAGGAGAUCGAAGUCAACGCCUCGCUGCCCAUCAACCCCACCAUCAUCCGUAUCAUGAGGGUGCUCCGCAUUGCCCGAGUGCUGAAGCUGCUGAAGAUGGCUGUGGGCAUGCGGGCGCUGCUGGACACGGUGAUGCAGGCCCUGCCCCAGGUGGGGAACCUGGGACUUCUCUUCAUGCUAUUGUUUUUCAUCUUUGCAGCUCUGGGCGUGGAGCUCUUUGGAGACCUGGAGUGUGAUGAGACACACCCCUGUGAGGGCUUGGGCCGGCAUGCCACCUUUAGGAACUUUGGUAUGGCCUUUCUGACCCUCUUCCGGGUCUCCACCGGUGACAACUGGAACGGCAUUAUGAAGGACACCCUCCGCGACUGUGACCAGGAGUCCACCUGCUACAACACAGUCAUCUCACCCAUCUACUUCGUGUCGUUCGUGCUCACGGCCCAGUUUGUGCUGGUCAACGUGGUCAUAGCUGUGCUGAUGAAGCACCUGGAGGAAAGCAACAAAGAGGCCAAGGAGGAGGCGGAGCUGGAGGCGGAGCUGGAGCUGGAGAUGAAGACGCUCAGCCCGCAGCCCCACUCCCCGCUGGGCAGCCCCUUCCUCUGGCCUGGGGUGGAGGGUGCCAAUAGCCCUGGCAGCCCUAAACCUGGGGCUCCACACACCACGGCCCACAUUGGAGCAGCCUCGGGCUUCUCCCUCGAGCACCCCACGGACAGACAGCUGUUUGACACCAUCUCCCUGCUGAUCCAGGGCUCCCUGGAGGGGGAGCUGAAGCUGAUGGACGAGCUGGCAGGCCCAGGGGGCCAGCCCUCUGCCUUCCCUUCCGCCCUCAGCCCGGGCGGCUCCGACCCACAGAUCCCUCUAGCUGAGAUGGAGGCUCUGUCUCUGACGUCAGAGAUUGUGUCUGAACCGUCCUGCUCACUAGCUCUGACGGAUGACUCUUUGCCUGACGACACUCACACACUCUUACUUAGUGCCCUGGAGAGCAAUAUGGUACCCCACCCCGAGGAGGUGCCGGUCCCUCUGGGACCAGACCUGCUGACCGUGAGGAAGUCUGGUGUCAGCCGGACGCACUCUCUGCCCAAUGACAGCUACAUGUGUCGCAAUGGGAGCACGUCUGAGAGAGCCCGAGGACACAGGGGCUGGGGGUUCCCCAAAGCCCAGUCAGGCUCCAUCUUGUCUGUUCACUCCCAACCAGCAGACACCAGCUGCAUCCUACAGCUUCCCAAAGAUGCACCCUAUCUACUCCAGCCUCACGGGGCCCCCACCUGGGGCGCCAUCCCUAAACUACCCCCACCGGGCCGCUCCCCUCUGGCUCAGAGGCCGCUCAGGCGCCAGGCGGCAAUAAGGACUGACUCCCUGGACGUGCAGGGCCUGGGUAGCCGGGAAGACCUGCUGUCAGAGGUGAGUGGGCCCUCCUGCCCUCUGACCCGAUCCUCAUCCUUCUGGGGCGGGUCGAGCAUCCAGGUGCAGCAACGGUCCGGCAGCCAGAGCAAGGUCUCCAAGCACAUCCGCCCACUAGCCCCUUGCCCAGGCCUGGAACCGGGCUGGGCCAAGGACCCUCCAGAGACCAGAAGCAGCUUAGAGCUGGACACGGAGCUGAGCUGGAUUUCAGGAGACCUCCUGCCCAGCAGCCAGGAGGAACCCCUGUCCCCACGGGACCUGAAGAAAUGCUACAGUGUAGAAGCCCAGAGCUGCCGGCGCAGGCCUGGAUCCUGGCUAGAUGAACAGAGAAGACACUCCAUUGCCGUCAGCUGCCUGGACAGCGGCUCCCAACCCCGCCUAUGUCCAAGCCCCUCAAGCCUGGGGGGCCAACCUCUUGGGGGCCCUGGGAGCCGGCCUAAGAAAAAACUCAGCCCACCCAGUAUCUCUAUAGAUCCCCCGGAGAGCCAGGGCCCUCGGCCCCCAUGUAGUCCUGGCGUCUGCCUCAGGAGGAGGGCGCCAUCCAGUGACUCCAAGGAUCCCUCGGCCUCAGGCCCCCUUGAUGGCACGGCUUCCUCACCCUCCCCAAAGAAAGAUGCGCUGAGUCUCUCCGGUUUGUCCUCUGACCCAACAGACCUGGACCCCUGAGUCCUACCCACUCUCCCUGUCACCUUUCUCUACUGGGUGCAGAUCCUAGCUCCGCCUCCUGGGCAGUAUUUCUGAAAAGUCCCACGUACACAGCCAGGCGCUUCUCCUGGCUUCUUUAGUGGCUGGGGGAUCACAAGUGGGACUUCCAGAGAGUCUGAAGAGAGCACAGCCCUGGCAUCACCGCCUCCGG
Messenger RNA from Peromyscus eremicus (cactus mouse), 7714 nucleotides. It is a transcript of the gene Cacna1g, whose product is annotated as calcium voltage-gated channel subunit alpha1 G. Gene Ontology annotation, molecular function: voltage-gated sodium channel activity; low voltage-gated calcium channel activity. Bases 1 to 7524 code for a protein of 2507 amino acids. Lineage: Eukaryota; Metazoa; Chordata; Mammalia; Rodentia; Cricetidae. Gene Ontology annotation, cellular component: plasma membrane; neuron projection; voltage-gated calcium channel complex. The record is from RefSeq and is a predicted model, not a curated record. The transcript is spliced from 40 exons. Gene Ontology annotation, biological process: calcium ion import; sodium ion transmembrane transport; calcium ion transmembrane transport.